Tachysurus fulvidraco (yellow catfish) is the source of this 1307-nucleotide messenger RNA. RefSeq names its product aerolysin-like protein. Lineage: Eukaryota; Metazoa; Chordata; Actinopteri; Siluriformes; Bagridae. The transcript is spliced from 2 exons. The record is from RefSeq and is a predicted model, not a curated record. Bases 113 to 1066 code for a protein of 317 amino acids.
GAAUUUAGUGGGUUGGCCUAAAACCACCUUUCUGCUUAUAAAAGGCAAUAUAAUCCUACUGUCAUAUCCACUAUACUUGCAUACCUGCUUCUGACCUACUUCUUGCAUAAUCAUGUCAUACUUGGCACCAAUCCUUGAAAUUGGAGGGCAAGGAGGACAAGGUUUUAAUUUUGAUGGUAUUACAAAUGGAGCCACACUGAAACAGAUCUGGGUGUGGGCCGGUGGCUGGCAGAUAAAAGCCAUCAAGGUUUGGCUAACUGAUGGCCAGUCCAAGCAAUUUGGUAACUCUGAUGGGAAGUAUUCAGAAUUUAUAUUUGAAGAUGGAGAGAAUUUCACCUCCCUUUCACUUUGGGGAAACGGAGCUGGAACACGUCUGGGUGCCAUCAAAUUCAAGACAAAUAAGUCCCGAGAGUUCUUUGCACAGAUGACAGAAUGGGGGCUGAAAAAAGAAUAUCCAAUUGAUGUGGGUUCUGGGAUCUGCAUGGGAAUCGGAGGACGUGCUGGUUCAGAUAUUGAUAGCUUAUGCUUUAAAUUCAUCAACACCAUCAAGUCUACAAAGCUAACAAAUGUUCAGUAUCCCACACUUCACAAUGUGAUACCUAAUGUGGCUGUUGAGGAAAUCAAAUCCAAUACAUACCAUAAUAAUACUACUGGAGCUCAAGAAUAUAAAAUAGAAUCCUCCAAAACAGUCACCAGAAAGUCAUCCUGGUCCGUUACCAACAAGCUGGAAGCCUCAUUUAGUAUGGAAGUGAAGGCAGGAGUUCCAGAGGUUGUGGAAGUAACAGCUGGAUUCAGUCUCACAGUGGGAACCGAGAGCUCGUAUGGUUUAGAGAACACUGAGGAGAAAUCUGAGCUGUUCUCAUUUCCUGUUAAAGUUCCUCCAGGGAAAACCGUAGAUGUGCACAUCACUAUUGGUCGGGCUACAGUUGAUCUCCCCUACACUGGAACAGUCCAGAUUACCUGCUACAAUGGCAGUGUGCUGGAGUUUAAAACCAGUGGAACCUACAAAGGGCUCAGCUACACUGAUGCAAAAGUAGUUGUGAAUGAAUCUGGAAAAAGCCUCUAAAUGAUACAGCUUCAGAAUAAGCUUGGUGCAGAUGCAUAUUUUUUGAUCAAGUGAUUUUUUUUUUAGAAGAUCUUUUUUUUAGAAAAGAUUUUUCUUUCAUACUGUUUCACCUACAGUACAGUUUCACCUACACUUCAACUGCUUUAAAGAUGAUUCUUGUGCUUUUUAUAAUCUGUAAAGAGUUUGAAUGAAUAAAAUUGACCUGUACUUCUGAGUUUGAAUAAAAAUCUGCUAAAUUGUG